Molecule: messenger RNA, 381 nt
Organism: Torulaspora globosa
Lineage: Eukaryota; Fungi; Ascomycota; Saccharomycetes; Saccharomycetales; Saccharomycetaceae
Gene: RPL34A
Product: 60S ribosomal protein eL34
Exons: 2
Coding region: 1-381 (126 amino acids)
Biological process (GO): translation
Cellular component (GO): ribosome
Molecular function (GO): structural constituent of ribosome
Source: RefSeq, a predicted model, not a curated record
AUGGCCCAACGUGUUACCUUCAGAAGAAGAAAUCCAUACAACACCCGCUCCAACAAGAUCAAGGUUGUGAAGACCCCAGGUGGUGUCUUGCGUGCUCAACAUGUCAAGAAGUUGGCUUCCAGACCAAAGUGUGGUGACUGUGGUGCUCCUCUACAGGGUGUCGCCACCGUGAGACCAAGAAAAUACGCUACUCUAUCCAAGACUCAAAAGACUGUUUCCAGAGUUUACGGUGGUUCCAGAUGUGCCAACUGUGUCAAGGAGAGAAUCAUCAGAGCUUUCUUGAUCGAAGAGCAAAAGAUCGUCAAGAGGGUCGUCAAGGAACAAGUCGAAGCCGCCAAGAAGGACGCUUCCAAGUCCAAGAAGUCCGGUAAGAAGAACUAG